This is a messenger RNA of Etheostoma cragini (Arkansas darter), 173 nucleotides long. RefSeq names its product keratin-associated protein 10-8-like. The record is from RefSeq and is a predicted model, not a curated record. The annotation marks the transcript as partial. Lineage: Eukaryota; Metazoa; Chordata; Actinopteri; Perciformes; Percidae. The transcript is spliced from 2 exons.
UAUGUUGUGUACCUGGAGUAUGUUGUAUACCUGCAGUAUGUUGUGAACUUGCAGUAUGUUGUGUACCUGGAGUAUGUUGUGUACCUGGAGUAUGUUGUGUACUUGCAGUAUUAUGUUGUGAACUUGCAGUAUGUUGUGUACCUGGAGUAUGUUGUGUACCUGGAGUAUGUUGU